ACACCACCACCGCCUGCAGGUCUUCUUCACCUUUUAUUCGACUAGCGAUGUUACAGAUAAAGAACCGCAUGCGAUACAGCAGGCCGGGCGUCGCCGCCGCGAAGCUGUUUUCCUCCGUUCCAGCUGAGAACCCCGUCGUGUAUUUGGACGUGGAAGCCGAUAAUGAGACUCUUGGAAGAAUAACAAUUGAGUUGAAUGCAGAUGUAGUGCCAAAGACUGCAGCAAACUUCAGAGCACUGUGCACUGGGGAACUUGGCUUUGGAUUCAAGGGAUCUGUGUUUCACAGGGUCAUACCUGAGUUCAUGUGUCAGGGGGGAGAUUUCACCCACCACAACGGCACAGGAGGUAAAUCUAUAUAUGGGAAGACAUUUAAAGAUGAAAACUUCAAAUUGAAACACACUGGUCCAGGAACACUUUCAAUGGCAAACUCAGGGCCAAACACUAACGGCUCCCAGUUCUUCAUCUGUACAACCAAAACUGAAUGGCUUGAUGGUAAACACGUGGUGUUCGGGCAGGUCAAGGAAGGUAUGGAUGUGGUCAGCAAGAUGGAAUCCUUUGGUUUACAUGAUGGCGGUGUGAUUAAGAAAAUUGUCAUCACUGACUGUGGGGAGAUCAAAUAACUACUAAGAUUACACAUGGACUUCUGUUAGAUGACUCAGCAUACAACCAUUGGGUAUUUACUUUAUAUUUCGUUCUGUGGUGUUCACUUUCAAGGAGGAACUGUCACAAGCGAUUCUGCUACUUUACUGUUGAUGAUGAUGUCGGAAGAUAUCUUGCUUUUCCGAGUUUGAACUUGAACCAUUUUUAUACAAGCACUAAGUAAUUUGCUAUUUGCUAUGUUAAGCGCUGUUAUUGCGCUUUUUGUCAUUUUCUGCCAAAUAAAAUGACCGUUUUCACUAGCUCUGGUCUCAGUACAGGACAUUUGGACUUGGUUUGGACCACCAUGCUGGUUUUAAAGCUUCCUGUAAAACGAUCCAACGGCUUUUUUUUUUUUUAGACACCGGCUCCAGUGCGAAUAACUUCCUGUCCAUCCGAGCAGGAUGUGACAUCAUGUAACAUCCACCUACAACGUAGCUGAAAUAUCAUAUGAAUGCAGUUGACGGAUGAUAGAACUGCGACAGGCUAAAACCUCAUUGGACAUGGUGCAUACAGAUGAUUUAAUCUGCUGGAACAAUGAAGGACUCCGAAAAUGUCUUUAGCUUGUAUGUGGGCUGCUCUUCCUUCACUGCUUCUUUAUUUGAAACACAGAGGGUUUGGAGGAGAGAAAGAGAAAAGGAGGCCAGGACAUGUCUGAAAGCCAGAGACUGGGUGGUGCUUCUUAUCGAGCUAAUACUUUAUGAAAGUAAAUAAUGAAGCGACGUGAAAAAGCAGCCAUGCCCCUAAAUGAAACCAUAUGCGCACUGACCUUCCAUCGUUUGUUUGAAUUCUCAGAUUACAUUGUUGCUAUAGAGACUCCUCAGCUCUCACUCUGUACGAGGAAGAGAUGUUGUAACAAACUUGAUAUAAUUUGGGUCCCCACCCUCUGGUUUAGUUUUAGUUAUUUGGAAUGCAUGUCCAAUAUUGUGCAUGGAAACUUGGCUCAAAAGACAGCGGUGCUGUGGCCAACGUUAAGUACACAUGCAACACAAUGACAUCUUUACAACUGGUACAAGCUGGUUCUACUGCGGUAAAUGUCUCCAUUUAUCACACAGCACCCAUGUCAGCUAGUGUCCUUUUUUGUGUUUUGCUUUUCCUGUCCACAUUUUGACUCAAAGUGUCAGCUCAAUGUGUCUGUUAUCUUUCAGCACUGUCAUGGAAAGUGAAAAACAAGUUUUCCAAGACCCCCCCCCCCCGUUUUUUUUUGCAUUACACAACCACCAUGAAUAACCCAUUAAAAACCUCUUCAUCAUAAUCUAUAUGCUCGGUAUUGCAUAAGUCUUGGAGCUUGCGCUUAAAGACACAGUGUAACAAUGAAAACACAUACUAUGUUAUAAUAAUAUAGUUAAUAAUUAUUCUACAGACAGGAGCUCUCAGAAGACACUUUGUUGCUUUUGGCUAAAUCAAAAUCCUGAGUGAUCACCUCCCAGUUACUGGCAACAACAAUUCAGUAGAGGACCUAAACAAAGGAAACCACACAAUCCAAGCACUGCUAAUUGAAUAUUACUUUAUUUCAUAAAACUCUCGACAGCACUAAAGCACUAAAAUGUUUUCCCAACUAACAAAUAAGGCACAUUUUGGAAUGCCAUUUCAUGGACAUGAAAAACAGACCUGUGGUCUAGUCCCAAACCAUGACUGUCUUGUUUCCCAAAAUCACUGUCUUUCCUACCUCACGCCUGUGUUCUGUCCAAUUCAAAUAUUACAUUAUUGCAAUAUUGCAAUACAAACAUCUCAAGUGAUACAGACAAAGAAUACAAACAUAACUUUACAAAUUGACCACAUAAGUGUUAACACAUUACAUUCAGUAAAUACGUAUUAUUUGUAGAGGCUACACUAGCGGUAAAUGAAAUACUUCAAGACUUAUAAUCAGAAGUUGCUGAUAAUGUGAAAAACAAUAUGUACUGUAGCAAACUACUGUAAGGUAUUUAAAUAAGUAUACAUUGCACAACAUAAUAUUUCAUUCAAAACCAAACAGAUGCACAUGCAAACUCUAAAAUAGUUCUUUGUCACACACGCUUUCUUGACAAAAGUAUACACUCCCUAAACUACUAAUAACACUGUAACAUUUUAUAAUAAUUUCUUGUCAUUGCUGCUUUAAGCAAACUCACAUAUCUCACAGUUUAACGUGCUUAUACACUGGUGAGUAUCUGUCACUAAUUAAGAAAAAAAAGAUUUCUGCAUGUUUACACAAUAUAUAUAUCUUCAUAUAAUUGUUUACAAAAUGAAUACAUGCGACUGUAUGGAUGUAAAUGGCAGUUCAUAAUUAGUUACAUAAGCAACUGAAUAACAUUGUGGGUUAUUUAACACUGAUAACAUAAAACAAAACACAAAAAUACAAUGGCUUAUAAUUGAGUAAGGGUAUUAAUUAUGUACCAACUUUUUUUUAAUAAUACUCUAUGUAGACAUCAAUAUUUCCUUCUUAGUGUAACUUUGUUGCAUAUUCUAUACAAAAAGUGUUGUAAAAAAUCUUUCCAUAAAUAUUUCUGCAGGAUAACCCCUCAGAUUAUUGUAAAACAUAAAGAAAAAAACUCCCAGCUUUGUUUAUUUCUCUGCAAUAGGCCCUUCUUCACACAAAAAGCUUAAAUAUUGCAUAACACUUUAAAAGAGCUGCUAACCUUGAUAAUGAUGGCCUUCAAAUAUAUACAUAAAACAGUCUAUCUUUGUCAGGGAAAUAAUUCUUGAGUUUUUGCAGAUUGCUUUAAAAUUUUCAACAUCUAUAAAGUGUUCCAAAAUACACAUCUCAUUCAUAGAAAACAACCAUUUUGAACUGAAAAGGUACUAGAAAAGUCAAGUAUAUGCAAUUCAAGACAUUAUGUCUAAAAGCAGAGAUCUCUUUUUUUCAAAUGUAUUGUAUCAACUGCUUCCAUUGGCUCUUAAUUUGCCAUUUAAAAUGGCCUCCUCACAAAAUGUAACUGGAUGGAAUCAAACUCCAACAGGAUUUCUCAAUAUUCUGCCAGAACUAGGGGAAUCACAAUUACUUUAUUUGUUUAUGAGGUUAGUUCAUAAGGCAUCAUUGGUAUCUAUUCCUCUUACUAAAGCCACAUGUAUAAUGUGGACUAUAAGGUUGCGAUGUAAAGACAUGUUAAGUUAGUGUAAUCGCACAGAGCAAAAGAAAUACACUGGUGACAAUAAGAAAAUGAAUUGUUCCCAUUUAAAAGGA
Molecule: messenger RNA, 3796 nt
Organism: Etheostoma cragini (Arkansas darter)
Lineage: Eukaryota; Metazoa; Chordata; Actinopteri; Perciformes; Percidae
Gene: ppifa
Product: peptidylprolyl isomerase Fa
Exons: 6
Coding region: 48-620 (190 amino acids)
Biological process (GO): protein folding; protein peptidyl-prolyl isomerization
Molecular function (GO): peptidyl-prolyl cis-trans isomerase activity
Source: RefSeq, a predicted model, not a curated record